AUGGGCACUAUUUCCUCGGGUGUGAUUUGGUCAGCCAACAUGGUCUUUCCGAUCCCAGACGGAUAUGACUCUGCCGAUGCAGCGCCGCUUCUCUGCGCGGGCUCUACAGUUUUCACAGUCUUGACCGGCCCUGAUGUCAAAUCAACCGAUCGUAUUGGUAUCAUGGGUAUCGGUGGCCUAGGCCACUUGGCCAUCAAACUUGCUGCAACUAUGGGCCACGAGGUUGUAGUUCUAUCAACCUCUGAAUCAAAACGACAAGAAGCACUGGAAUAUGGAGCGACAGAAUUUCAUGUCUACGAUUCAGAGAAGCCUGCUCCACCCGGCUUUAGACCCUUGAACCAUUUAUUGCUAUGCGGAAAUACUGGAAGCAAAAACUUCAACAAUCUGAUUGAACUCUUGGCCGUCCAUGGCACAAUUUACCCCUUGACCGUUUCUGCGGAGAAUACACCCAUUGAUCUGGGAGAGUUGACUGGUCUAGGAGCUUCCAUCAGAGGAUCACUGACGGCUUCGCGCCGCACUAUUUGCGAAUUGCUUCGAUUCGCUUCUCGGCAUGGAAUCAAGCCAACAGUUAUGACUUUCCCAAUGACGGAAGAUGGAGUCAAACAAGCCAUUGACACGUUAAAAAAUGGGAAGAUGAGAUACCGAGGAGUGUUGGUCCGAUAG
Molecule: messenger RNA, 663 nt
Organism: Trichoderma aggressivum f. europaeum
Lineage: Eukaryota; Fungi; Ascomycota; Sordariomycetes; Hypocreales; Hypocreaceae
Exons: 2
Coding region: 1-663 (220 amino acids)
Biological process (GO): alcohol metabolic process
Molecular function (GO): alcohol dehydrogenase (NADP+) activity
Source: RefSeq, a predicted model, not a curated record